Messenger RNA from Suncus etruscus (white-toothed pygmy shrew), 1672 nucleotides. It is a transcript of the gene RUNX2, whose product is annotated as RUNX family transcription factor 2. The coding region runs from base 87 to 1619 and encodes 510 amino acids. The record is from RefSeq and is a predicted model, not a curated record. Gene Ontology annotation, molecular function: ATP binding; DNA-binding transcription factor activity, RNA polymerase II-specific; RNA polymerase II cis-regulatory region sequence-specific DNA binding. Gene Ontology annotation, biological process: hemopoiesis; regulation of transcription by RNA polymerase II; regulation of cell differentiation. Gene Ontology annotation, cellular component: nucleus. The transcript has 7 exons. Lineage: Eukaryota; Metazoa; Chordata; Mammalia; Eulipotyphla; Soricidae.
CUCCUCCUCGUCUUCUUCCUCCUCCUCCUCGCCCCUCAACCCCCUCCUCCCGGCCUAACUCCACUAGCUAACUCGGGGCUGUUGUGAUGCGUAUUCCCGUAGAUCCGAGCACCAGCCGGCGCUUCAGCCCCCCUUCCAGCAGCCUGCAGCCCGGCAAGAUGAGCGACGUGAGCCCCGUGGUGGCCGCGCAACAGCAGCAACAGCAACAGCAGCAGCAGCAACAGCAACAACAGCAGCAACAGCAGCAACAGCAACAGCAGGAGGCGGCGGCGGCAGCGGCGGCAGCAGCUGCAGCAGCUGCGGCGGCGGCAGCGGCGGCGGUACCCCGAUUGCGGCCCCCCCACGACAACCGCACCAUGGUGGAGAUCAUCGCGGACCACCCGGCCGAGCUGGUGCGCACCGACAGCCCCAAUUUCUUGUGCUCCGUGCUGCCCUCGCAUUGGCGCUGCAACAAGACCCUGCCCGUGGCCUUUAAGGUGGUAGCCCUUGGAGAAGUACCAGAUGGGACUGUGGUUACUGUCAUGGCGGGUAACGAUGAAAAUUAUUCUGCUGAGCUCCGAAAUGCCUCUGCUGUUAUGAAAAACCAAGUGGCAAGGUUCAACGAUCUAAGAUUUGUGGGCCGGAGUGGACGAGGCAAGAGUUUCACCUUGACCAUAACUGUCUUCACAAAUCCUCCCCAAGUAGCCACCUAUCACAGAGCUAUUAAAGUUACAGUGGAUGGACCCCGGGAACCCAGAAGGCACAGACAGAAGCUUGAUGACUCUAAACCUAGUUUGUUCUCUGACCGCCUCAGUGAUUUAGGGCGCAUUCCUCAUCCCAGUAUGAGAGUAGGUGUCCCGCCUCAGAACUCACGGCCCUCCCUGAACUCUGCACCAAGUCCUUUUAAUCCACAAGGACAGAGUCAGAUUACAGAUCCUAGGCAGGCACAGUCUUCACCACCAUGGUCCUAUGACCAGUCUUACCCCUCCUACCUGAGCCAGAUGACAUCCCCUUCCAUUCACUCCACGACUCCAUUGUCCUCCACACGGGGCACUGGGCUUCCUGCCAUCACCGAUGUGCCCAGGCGCAUUUCAGAUGAUGACACAGCCACGUCUGACUUCUGCCUCUGGCCUUCCACUCUCAGUAAGAAGAGCCAGGCAGGUGCAUCAGAACUGGGCCCUUUUUCAGACCCCAGGCAGUUCCCAAGCAUUUCAUCCCUCACUGAGAGCCGCUUCUCCAACCCACGAAUGCACUAUCCAGCCACCUUUACUUACACCCCGCCAGUCACCUCAGGCAUGUCCCUCGGGAUGUCUGCUACCACUCACUACCACACCUACCUGCCACCACCCUACCCCGGCUCUUCCCAAAGCCAGAGCGGACCCUUCCAGACCAGCAGCACUCCAUAUCUCUACUAUGGCACUUCAUCAGGAUCCUAUCAAUUCCCCAUGGUGCCGGGGGGAGACCGAUCUCCUUCCAGAAUGCUUCCACCAUGCACCACCACCUCGAAUGGCAGCACGCUAUUAAAUCCAAAUUUACCUAACCAGAAUGAUGGUGUUGACGCUGAUGGAAGCCACAGCAGUUCCCCAACUGUUUUGAAUUCUAGUGGCAGAAUGGAUGAAUCUGUUUGGCGACCAUACUGAAAUUCCUCAGCGAUGGGAACCAUAUCCCAAAUGUAUUGAUAUAUACAUAUAGA